GUUUUAGUUCUCUUCUUUACUGGCGAAAGAUGAAAACGAAAAAGCAUUUAAGACUUUCUGCGUCCUAGUUAAGAUUCGACUCUGCGCUUUUUGGAAGCUCUCUUCACAGUUCUGGGUUUUCUAAUCAAAUUAUUCGAAAGAGUCGACUUUUCCUUUUUACGAACUUUGUUCUUUUGCUCCUCUCGCAAGAACAAAUUUUCAACUCUUUCAAAGUAAUUGCUACUGCUUUUAGAAGUAGAACUUCUUUUUGAUUCGUGCUUAGAAAGCAUAAGAUUUUUUACUCUGAAAUUUUGUGCUAAUUAAAAUCAGACCGACUGUACUUUCUUUAUAUGUUGAUUUCUGGCCACUGGAACUAAUCGAACUGCUAUAAUAAUAAUAAAAAGGACAGUUAGAUCUUACUUCGGACCCAUUUUGGAUUAGGAGCUAUAUCGAGCCAAAUGGUUUGUAUUAGACUUGUAUCAGUGUGGGUUUGCUUGAGCGUUUACAACUAUUUUGUAUUGACGACUCCUAUUUAGCCAGUGGCCAUAUUCACAAUCAUGGAGAAUUAUUGCUUUUGUUGUCGUUUGAACAUCCAACCCAAAACAGUUGUGGGGUUCCUCUAACCCUGAUGAUCCAGCCAAAAGAAAAAUGGCCAAAUGGUCCUGGCACGUGGAAUCUAAGAACAUGUCAACCAGGCUCUGAUCCAAAAGCUUAAGCCUGUAGGUGGACAGGCCUAUGCUUAAAAACACCCAUAACCAUUACACAUGGAUGACUUUGCGGAAACUGCAGAAUUUGAUGUUAAUGGAAAGAGAGUAAAGUCCCAGAACAGACAUAAAACAAGAAAAGGUAACCAGAGACAAUCAGAAAAAGACCGGGGUAUCAGAUCAUCCAUGUUUGGACAAAACCUCAAAGUUGAUGAAGACCAAUUGUAUGUGAGAAAUGGCAAGAGCACCUUCCAAAGGAGUGACAUUGGAGAUUGCUAUCAUGAUUCAAAGAAAACAGAGGAAGUCAGAUCCUUGGACAUGAAUGGCAGAGGGAAGAUGAUGACAAGGAAAUCUAUGGAGGGCAAAUAUCCUCAGCUCUAUGAAGAAAUAGAUUUGGAUAAAAAAUGUAUGCCCCUUCUUGAUUACUUGACCACCUUUGGGCUCAAGGAGUCUCACUUUAUCCAGAUGUAUGAAAGGCACAUGCCUUCCCUUCAAAUUAAUGUGUGUUCCGCUCAAGAAAGGUUGGAAUACUUGUUGAGUGUUGGUGUCAAACAUAGAGAUGUGAGAAGAAUACUUUUGAGACAACCACAAAUUUUGGAGUACACGGUGGAGAAUAAUUUGAAGUCCCAUGUUGCUUUCUUGAUGGGUUUGGGUAUUCCAAGUUCCAGAGUAGGCCAGAUAAUUUCAGCUGCUCCCUCUCUGUUUUCUUAUAGUGUUGAGAAUUCAUUGAAACCCACUGUUAGAUACUUGGUUGAAGAGGUUGGCAUUAAGGAAAAAGAUUUAGGUAAAGUUAUACAACUUAGCCCUCAAAUUCUGGUUCAGCGCAUUGAUAUAACAUGGAAUACUCGUUAUAUGUUUCUGUCAAAGGAGUUGGGAGCUCCAAGAGAUAACAUAGUCAAGAUGGUGACAAAACAUCCUCAGCUCCUCCAUUACAGUAUCGAUGAUGGGUUACUGCCUAGGAUCAAUUUCUUGAGGGGUAUUGGGAUGGGUGAUGCUGACAUCUUGAAAAUUUUAACGACCCUUACACAGGUGUUAUCUUUGUCACUGGAGGAGAAUCUAAAGCCCAAGUAUAUGUACUUGAUCAACGAACUUCAUAAUGAGGUGCGUUCAUUGACAAAAUAUCCAAUGUACUUAAGUUUGUCUUUGGACCAGAGAAUUCGUCCUCGUCAUAGAUUCUUGGUUGCACUAAAGAAAGCUCCGAAAGGACCAUUUCCUCUCAGUUCACUGGUUCCAACCGAUGAGUGCUUUUGUCAACAGUGGGCUGGAACCAGUUUAGAUACAUAUUUGGCAUUUCGGCAGAGACUACUGCUCAAGGAGUUUGCAAAGAAAUAUGAAAAGAAAGGAUAACACACUGCACUCAGGUGUGGCCUAUGUACUUGGUAGAGCAGUCUCGCCAUUAACUUCGGCAACCAAAAACUUCUUUUUGCCAAUGUUAAUGAGGUUUUUCGGUUGAAGUUCAUCUUUGAUUUUUGUAAGCCUCAAGCAAGCAAAUGUUGUGCCAUGGUUCAAGGAUGCGGUAUUCAGCACUGUAAUUGGCGCUGACGCUAGUCUUAUUGCGAAGUUGAUAGUUAUAUUCUCAUCAAGGGCCUGCUGGGGGUUUUAUCUACAAAGUUAUGGUAAUCUAAAAGCAAGAUGACCUUGGAAAACUAUGCCUGAGUGAAGGUCAGCUUUGAAUCCUUGAACAAGAAAGUGAAUGAUAAUAGAAACGGAUGGUGAUAUAUUCUAAUGGCCCUUUGACCUUAUGGCACCUCCAUCCGUCCCAUGUAUCAGACAGUGUGGGACAUCCAGGAUCCAAUUCUCCUCAGUUACCUAGAAAUGAAGAUGGUGGAUACACGUUGGAGAGGUUUUUUUUUUUCUCCCUAAGCUGGGUAUACGGUGGAGUUGGACUUAGCAUUUGAAUUUUGAUAGUUCCAAUGUAAGGUUUUGUUAAUGUAAACUGUUUAUGUGAGUCUGAUCUGGUUAUAACCUCCCAUUUAUAAACAUUCAAUAUCCAAAAUCAUUGAAGUCUA
Molecule: messenger RNA, 2692 nt
Organism: Carya illinoinensis
Lineage: Eukaryota; Viridiplantae; Streptophyta; Magnoliopsida; Fagales; Juglandaceae
Product: transcription termination factor MTERF9, chloroplastic
Exons: 4
Coding region: 744-2030 (428 amino acids)
Biological process (GO): regulation of DNA-templated transcription
Molecular function (GO): double-stranded DNA binding
Source: RefSeq, a predicted model, not a curated record